Messenger RNA from Auanema sp. JU1783, 1473 nucleotides. The record is from the annotation of a GenBank genome assembly. NCBI's taxonomy places the organism in Eukaryota, Metazoa, Nematoda, Chromadorea, Rhabditida, Rhabditidae.
AUGUUGGCUCCAAGAGGAAAUGUUUCGCUGAGUAUUUUGCUGUUUUUUAGUUUAAGUUUUGUAGUCAACUUCCCAGAAGGAUAUACAAAUAGUUAUCCUAACACGGCUGUCGAAUCUUUUCGUAAUUUCUACAAUGAAAGCUUCUCUGCGCGAGAGAUUGAACUAACAGAAUCCCGUUUUUCAUGGAUAUGGUCCGGAACUCUGAAUAUUUGGUUUGUUGGUUACUUUUUGGGAGAAUUCAUAACACCUGUACUAACAGAAUCAUUUGGGAGAAAAGCUUCACUGCUUUUCUCCUCUUUCUUGGCUUUGAUUGGAGCUGCAUUGAACAUGCUCUCGACACUAGUUGAUAUACCGGAACUCUUCAUUGCAGGUCGAGGGUUCAGUUCAAUUUCAAGUGGAUUAUCUUUUGGAGUUCUGAUACUCUUCUUACAAGAAGCUCCACCCACACGAAUUAGAGGAAGUGUAUCAUCUCUUAGCGAGACAGCUUUCUUGCUGUCAACCGUUCUUGGAAUGUUGUGGGGAAUGGACAUAUUCUUUGGAAAGAACUUGCCCUUUAUUACAGGAAUACCUAUGAUCCCGGCAAUCUUGACUUUAAUAAUGGUUUUCCCACUGAAGGAAACACCGAAAUAUCUAAUGCUGCAUAAACAAGAUGAAGAAGCUGCUAAAGAUGCUAUUCGAUAUUACCAUGGUGAAACAAAUGUGGAAAAGGUAUUGGAAGAUAUAAUCCUUGAAGGACAACGAGAGGAGAAAGUGAAGCUCAGUGCAUUCCAACAAGUCCUAUCUAUUGUGAAAGAUCCGCAUGUCCGAGACGCCUUCAUCAUAGGAAUUUUAACUCUACAGCUCGUGGUCAGUUUCUGGCCUAUCACCCAGCUUUCUACGAUUAUUUUGGAAAGCGCCUUAUCACCGGAUCUAGCGCAGCUAGCCUCCGUCUUGUACAUUGCUUCUAAUUUUUUGACGUCAUUAGUGGGCAUCUGGUUAGUGGAAAAAGUAGGGAGAAGACCUUUGGUUCUGAUACUAGGAUUAAUUAACGUAUUAUCUUUGGUGAUGUACAUUGUCUGUGAUAUUUUGCCGCAAUCUGAUUUGUCGAGAAAUGGAAUUAUAGCUUCACUUAUCAUUUUCGGAGCUUCUAGCGGACUUGGCUUAGCUUCUAUUGCUUUCUUUUUGCCCUCCGAGUUGGUUUCUCAACGUCGUCGAUCCUUAGUACAAUCUGCAGUUUAUGCUAUCAACACGGUUAUGAAUUUAGUCUUCUCAGGCGCUACUCUACCUCUGUAUGAGGCUAUCGGGUCAUAUUCGUUCAUACCGCUGUUCAUCAUCCCAGGAUUUCUUUGUCUGACAUAUCUCUAUUUCUACAUGCCAGAAACGAAAGGAAGAGAAAUUCAUGAUAUUGUUCGAGAAUUGAUGAGGAAACGAGGUCAAAUUGCAGAAUUUGAUGAACGCGAGCUUGAACAACUGAAGCAGGCAACAAAUGAAUGA